Messenger RNA from Phanerochaete carnosa HHB-10118-sp, 1372 nucleotides. RefSeq lists its product as uncharacterized. The transcript has 3 exons. Gene Ontology annotation, cellular component: spliceosomal complex. Gene Ontology annotation, biological process: mRNA splicing, via spliceosome. The coding region runs from base 73 to 1221 and encodes 382 amino acids. The record is from RefSeq and is a predicted model, not a curated record. NCBI's taxonomy places the organism in Eukaryota, Fungi, Basidiomycota, Agaricomycetes, Polyporales, Phanerochaetaceae. Gene Ontology annotation, molecular function: nucleic acid binding.
CGCCAGGCAGCCCGCUCCAGCGUGAAUCUCCCAAACCUAGGUCGCGCACGUACGACGAGCGUGGAAGCUCUGAUGAGGGCAGUGAGGCGGAGGACGAGCUGGUGUCUGGCUUCAAUCAGUUCGGCGUACAGCGCAUUCUUCGCUGACAGCCUGCACGAGAAAAAGAAGCCUCAAGGACCGCUAGUCAUCCCCGCCCAGAAGAAUCGGGACUGGCGAGAGUUCGCGCGCAAGAGGAAGAACCUCUAUGUCCCGCCGAGUGCGACCGCCGCCACUGGCGCAGACGGCAGCGUUGGUGGCCUCGGCACCAGGGAUUCUAUCAACUCUGGCCCUCAGCAGGUUGGUCUCCAGGUUCGCAAGAAGGUUAAGGUCGAAGAAAACGAGAUGGACGUUGAGGAGUCAGUCACUGUCACAGCCACAGAAGAGAUGGCGAAAGAAGAAGAACCAGAGAACGAGGACCAGAAGGCGAUCCGCGCGCUCCUCGAAGGCGCCGGUGCCGAAGGCAAGGGGCCACGCGUCGAAGUCAUCGCGGCCGUCUCUGAGGACGACGCCUACCGUCAAGACGUCGCCGAACUGCCCGAGCCAGCAUCGCUCGAGGACUACGAGCGCGUACCCGUCGAAGACUUUGGAGCAGCGCUACUGCGUGGUAUGGGCUGGAAAGAAGGCACGGCCGCGAACCGCAAGGGCAAGGGUCCCAUAGAACCAUGGCUGCCGCAGGCGCGCCCGGCGCUUCUCGGGAUAGGAGCAAAGGAGAAGGAGGUCUUCGACGACGGGAGCAAGAGCAAGAAGAAGGCGCGCCCCGACAAGAAGUACAUACCUGUUGUGAGGCGCGAAAUUCGUCCCGGCGAGAGCGAGCGCGAGUCGGGAUCCGGAAGCUCCAGCAGGCGCCGUUCGCCGUCACCACGCAGCUCGAGACAGUCACCUUCACUUGACGGGCGGCGAGACCGGGAUCAAUACGACUCCUAUGGCCGUGAUCGCGAGUACAAGCGCGAUAAGGACAGAGACAGAGAUUAUCGGGAUAGAGAUAGAGACUACCGAGACCGUGAUCGUGAUGGGGAGCGGGACAGAGACAGAGACAAAGACUACGAUCGUAGGAAGGAUGACCCGCGGGACUACGAGUCGAGCUCUCGACGUGACCGAGACCGGGAUCGCGACCGGGAUCGUCGAAGGGACAGGUCAGAGGAGAGGUUGUCGCGUCGGGAUAGGGACAGGCGAGAUUCUUAGCUGCAUUUGUCCCAGGGUGCUGUGCUCUCAUAGAACAACGUGAUGUGUACGAAAGCUCGCCUUCUAGCUCUGCUACCCAAACACUGGUGUUCUAGUUUGCAUAUCAAUCUACGCUGGUACACAUCGUAUUUGAACAUGUGGCGAAAACUCA